Molecule: messenger RNA, 1882 nt
Organism: Suillus fuscotomentosus
Lineage: Eukaryota; Fungi; Basidiomycota; Agaricomycetes; Boletales; Suillaceae
Exons: 8
Coding region: 25-1503 (492 amino acids)
Biological process (GO): endoplasmic reticulum unfolded protein response; retrograde protein transport, ER to cytosol
Cellular component (GO): endoplasmic reticulum lumen
Source: RefSeq, a predicted model, not a curated record
CGCCCUACGUACGUCACGAUUAGCAUGCUACCUCCUCGAGCUGUAGCUUUCACUUUGUUUUGUACUCUCUCCUCAGUUCAGGCAAAGCUACUUUACUCCGGUCCAGAAGACCUUUACGCCUUCCCAAAGCAUCGUGUAACCUUUCUGAACAAUCUUCCAGUACAGAACGAAACAGUUCAACGGUGGCUUCACGAGGGACUAAGGGGCGGUGAAAGCGAAUUUUUAGAUGACCGGCGGGACGAACCUUCCUGGUUUUCCAAUGCAGUAUACAAGGAGAUAGGUGGCUCUGAGCUGGAAAUGUCAAAUGACGCUUCGCAAAUCUCACAGUCUCCGAUACCAGAUAAUUCUGGAUAUAUAUUAAAUCAUAUGAAAAUGGGACCAGAUAACGACUUUAUUUGCCUGAUUCCUCCAGCUCGUGAUGUUCCAAUACAAGUACAGGAGAAUAUCGACCAAGAUACAGUCCUCCGCAACGGCUGGUCACUGCUGGAACCUUUAUCCGGAAAAUGUCUUUAUUACCGGCAAUCGUGGUUCACUUAUUCAUACUGUCACAAUCAAGAAAUAAGACAGUUCAAGGAACUCACUCACACGCAACCUCGCUCACCAGGAGCUUCCGAACCCACUGAGGACCCAGAAUGGGAAGCGUUUACUUUAGGACGCGCCCCCUCCGCACAAGAUUCAGGGGUGGACGUAGCCGUCACGGAUCGGCAGGCUCAGGUCGGACACUUUGAAGUUGCUCAUGGUCCAGGCUCUCGUUAUCUCGUUCAACGAUGGGGUGAUGGCACAUUCUGUGAUAAGACGGGAAAAUCUCGUGAAGUUGAAGUUCAGUUCCAUUGCUCGAUGACGAUGGCGGAUUCUAUUCUUCUUGUACGAGAAGCAAAAACAUGUUCCUACGUGCUGAUCGUACAAACUCCACGUCUCUGCGGAGAACCUGGAUUCAAAUCGCGAAUGGAAUUGCCAGAGCAAACCUUUAUCCGCUGUCGGCAAAUCAUCAACCCUUUGCUGGACUCUACUCCCCAAAUUACCCAUCUCGAACAGCGAAAACCUGACGGCCAUCGAAUACCACAAGAUUCCGACCUACCUUCCUAUCUGACCCGUGAAACGCGUUUCGCCGUACCAUCCCCCGCAGCCAAGAGUUCCCUGGGUCCCAGCGCAGGUCAAAGCGAUGACCCGUCGGAUGGGAUAUUGAAACGCAUGCUAGAGGCGUUGAUGAAUGAUCCGGAGCUUCAAUCCUUGUCGGGCGAGAACGCUCAGGUCGUGUUUGGGCGCGGCCAAAACGGCGAGAUUGUAAUCGAGAUUCUGGAAGAGAUUCCAUUUGAUGACCUCGGAGAGUCCGAUUUACAGGAAAGGGAUGUGGAUGACUACGCUCAUAUAGCAGAAUUCCUUCGAAAGGCCAGUCACCAGUUGAAUAAACCAAAGGACGAGAAGGAACAAGAGGAUGACGAGGUCAGGGACAGUCAAGGGGAAAACUUAGAAAAAUUUCGCGAAAGGAAAGACGAGCUCUGAGGACUCGAGAUCUGAUCGUUUCGACACUGUCUCUACUUAGAGAAUCCGUGGACUAUAGCAGAGUGCUUAUAUUGGUUGACGCUCCAAUUAUUAUCAUUUGACUUGCGUCUUACCCAACUCUAAUUUGCAUUUUAUGACUAGCUGGCAUGAGAUCCCUUGAGCCUCAUGUCCUGAUGCAACAUGCCCGAGACUCAUAAGUGAUUCAGUCAGUAAUGGGAUUUCAAACACUGCUAGCCGAUCCAAUCUCCCAAUCUCUGAACUCUAUCUUCUCGGUCACAAGUCCUGUUGUUCUGCUGACUACACAACGUCAUCAGGGACAGCUGAGUGUUUGUCGAUACUCAUCUGGAUAGAUCUACUACGACCAUUGCCGGAUUUCCCG